GUCAAAGCACAUCAAUAUCUGGCAUGGGGAAAAGCCCAGUUUAGCAAGACGACUUACGUUCUUCGCUCUCCUAAAAGCAGCGUAAGAUUAUUUAAAGUCGUUGAACUCCCUACUCUACAGUACUCCUCGAGUUCAAGAAAAUGUAAGAAAGCCUCACAAAUCUUUGUUUGAACACUUAAUUCCUUUGUUUGAUUCGUUCCUUCUCUUUCUCAGGAUUUAACCAUGGCAAUCUAUUUAUCUCUACCAAUACUCGAUGAACUAGUUCGGUUAGUCGAAAAUGAUUCUACCUAUGGAAGACGCAGUAAAGGCAAUGGCUUCCGGAAUUCUCAACUACUAUUUUCCAGCGGCCAACGGUUGGACGGUCGCUCCCGAACAAAAUUGAAAUGACAAAUACGCCGACUUCAUCAUCCUUCGCAUUCAGCGGCGUUUCCCUGGAGACCGAGGCGUCAUUGAUCACACAGUGGCUGAGGCGAAGCGUACAAGCGAUGCGUUACAGGCCUCCCUGGAACAACUCGAAAAUGCAGUUGAGCACGGCCUGAAAAUUCUAGGAGCUUUCUGCAGAAAGUUUACAUCGGCGUAAUCAGAAAGGCCGAUGUAAAAAAUGUGA
This is a messenger RNA of Aspergillus glaucus CBS 516.65, 607 nucleotides long. RefSeq lists its product as uncharacterized. Lineage: Eukaryota; Fungi; Ascomycota; Eurotiomycetes; Eurotiales; Aspergillaceae. Bases 223 to 387 code for a protein of 54 amino acids. The record is from RefSeq and is a predicted model, not a curated record. The transcript has a single exon.